AAGCGCCCCAAAGAACAAGUUUCGCAGCUCGAUGACACAGUUUGACGCGAUCGGUAGACGUCCUUAUACUUGAAACUAUGUGCCAGAAGAUAUUUUAAAAUGAAAUCACUAGUUGUUUUUGUUUCGAUUAUUUGCUUAUCGAGUGCUGCGAAGUAUAGCAUUCCAUCAAUUAAGGCAAACUGGUACAAAGCAUUUGAGCUGUGUGCAUCUCAGGGUCAAAGGUUGGUCUCGAUCGGCUCCCAAAAGCAGCAGGAUGAGGUGGUUGCGUUCAUAAAAACGACGGACAAGUUUGUACCGUUCAUUCGAUUCUGGAUCGGGGCCAGUGAUUUGGCUGAAAAGGGGACCCAUACUUGGAUGAAUUCCGGCCGGCUAGCGUCUUAUUCCAACUGGGGUCCAGGUGAACCAAAUGGACUGCAAUCGGAAAGAUGCGUCGAGAUGAUCUACAAUCAGGCUACAGAACACAAUUUCUUUUGGAAUGACAACGAAUGUGAUAAGCAAUUUUAUUUCGUAUGCGAGAAUGUUGAUGACUGUGUCAGUCCUUUUUAAUUUUUGGAUUUAUUUUGCAAUUUAAUGUAAAACUGUUCUGAUGAUGAGAAAUAAAUUGUUUAAACAAA
This is a messenger RNA of Uranotaenia lowii, 614 nucleotides long. Its product is annotated as perlucin-like protein. The coding region runs from base 100 to 546 and encodes 148 amino acids. The record is from RefSeq and is a predicted model, not a curated record. The transcript has 2 exons. Gene Ontology annotation, cellular component: external side of plasma membrane. Lineage: Eukaryota; Metazoa; Arthropoda; Insecta; Diptera; Culicidae. Gene Ontology annotation, molecular function: carbohydrate binding. Gene Ontology annotation, biological process: biological process involved in interspecies interaction between organisms.